GUUUUACUUACUUUCUGUUCCACCACAAUACGGGAUUUCCCUAGCUACGUCACACAAGGAGACAAUGACGAGGUUUACCUUUGUAAUCAUUCACAAGUUCAAACCGAAACUACAUGCACUCGAGCUGACAUGUUAUAUCAUAUAAUCCCCUACAGUAUGAAGUGCGCUGCAUUAGGCCUACUGUAGAAUAAGGAAUAUUAUAAUACCAAUUAUACCGAGCAAGACAGAUGUGUGACGCCACAGUCUACAUUUUGACGUCAUAUAAUACAACUGAAGCAGUGGUGAGUUGAAAGAUGUACCAGACUUUGCAACGCAAAUAUCGUACAGUUUGUCAAAACAUUGUCCUCCCGGCGAAAUCUCCGUGUUAUUGACUCAUGGUUUCGUCCGCCUUACUGAUUCUCUGACAUAUUGACCUCUGAUAGAGAUGUCAAAUGUAAACAGAGCGUUGGACUGCACGAUUACAAGAAAGGAGCCAGACUCCGACUCGUGUAUGAUUUUUCUGAGUGGCACGCCAAUAUUACAAGUUGGAAAUUGCUGUACAGUAGUGGAAAUAAAAGUAAACGAUGAUCUUGUUCAGUGGCUGGAGAACGCAACAGAUGACAGUCCUGCCGAAUUAGACAUUGAUCUUGGAAAUUUAGGAAUAUGCACUCUUAUUUGGAAUAAUAAAGAACGUCUGCAAGAAAAAUGGAAGGUGGAACUAAAAUCAGAACUUUCCGAAGAUUUGUCAGGUUUAAAAAACAAGGUACUCAAGAAAAUUACUUACCUGCAUGGAGGAGUAGUCACUGAUAUUGCCAAAGAAUUCUACCAAAUAUUUCAUGCGAAAUUGGAGAAAAUUACUCCUGGAUGUAUCAACAUGGAAUUUAUUUUGGAGGCAAAGAACACUUAUGAUGCAAAGACUAAAAUAGAGGAAAUGAGAAAGAGACUGGAAAUCAAACUACAAGACAUAAUUAAAGAUGAACACGGACGUUUUACAACAACGAUAGCUAACAGAUCUCUACUUUCUCGGAGAAAAGUAUACGACAAGUGUACGGGAGGAACUUGUCCCAUGACAGCUGAGAGUAUUUCAAAUUAUUUUCCUGGAGAAAGAGAAAAGGGUAUUUAUACUCUCUUGUGCUUGGAUGGUUCGGAUGUUUCUAAAGACCCGGGAUUGAGGAAAACUCUACGUCAACUAUACAAGAAAAUACUCGAAGAUUUAGACAAAACCCAUUGUGAUCAAUGUGUAACCUUCAACGAGUUUGUAAGUCUGAUUGCGUUUGGAGGAAAUGGUAAGGUACACAUAGAACAACCAUUCCAGAUCGAAUUUCCUCAGGAAGAUGCUUUUGAUCAUGUAAUAGACGAAGUCGUUGGUUGUGAUCUGCCUUUGGAUGCUUCGCAAAUGUUGACCACUGUAUUCCAGAUUGCAUCUAAACAUGGACAACGCUUCCAGAAAGAAGGAUAUGUUAUCCAGCCGAGAAUCGUAAUCUUUACUAAUGGGAAGUUUAAAGAACCAGAAUCGACAGCACUUCCCGUUUCCAGCUGUGACACAAUGUACCCAGUAACGUUUGUCCCGAUUGACCAGAAUUGUGAUAAAGGUGUCUUAAAGAGAAUUAUAAGCAACAUUGGUGGUGAGAUAACGACGGAUAUUCCAUACAUCGCACGAUAUGCGGGACAUUUGCAAAUGUUUGUAGAUGCUCUGAAAAUGGGGAAAAGAGACAUCAAUGAAAUUCUUGAAACAAUUAAGGAAUAUGCACCCGAUGACGUUAAAGACAUGGCUAAUAUUUUUAAAGUGUACAAAAUUUCAGUACCUGUUGAGAAGACACAACGAUCCCAAACCGACACUGCUGGGCCGGAAGCAUUCAUCAUCUAACAAUCACUAUCACGACUGUUACUGUUUGCUAUUGUAUCAUACUCAUAAUACAUGUACACCCAUCGUCGCAAACCACAGUUUCGAGUUCUCAUAGUGAUGAUGGAGGGAAUCGAAUAGAAGCACCAGUGGGUAACCGACGAUGAUGUACACCGAAUGCACGAUUUGGACAUUUCUUAACAUUUGAUAUCUUGAUAUUCUCAUUCAGGUAUAUUUACAGCACGCCGUGGGCAUUCCUUGGCGGUUGAUAUUUUGAUAUUCGUUUGGAUAUUGAAAGUUAUGUUACAAAUUCAAUACAUCUAGACAGUUUCAUUUCUUAUGAUUAUACAUUGUAGUAUGCAUCUAAAUUGUGAAGAAAAUGCAUUUCACAAUUUACAUGGGGAUCGUUAUCUAAGAAAAGUUUCUAUUCUGGGUUGUUUAAUGUGAUAUCAAAAUGACGGGACACGCAUUGUCCGUAUGUUCCGUAUACUGUCUCCUCACAGUUGUAUUGUUAUGGUUAGUAAAGCUUUCAAAUAUUCGCUAGCCUUAAGCUUGCUGUUUGAACUUUGUUCAAAUUUUGAAAAGAGUUUUGUGAUUCUUAUCAUUGAAAAAUUUGCAAUAUUAUCCUAUCAUUCAAUUCAUAAAAGAUUUUCAUAUUGCAAAAAAUAUAGGCUUAUCGCAUGAAUAAUAAACGCAAGGCUUUAGAAACAUUU
Molecule: messenger RNA, 2535 nt
Organism: Ostrea edulis (European flat oyster)
Lineage: Eukaryota; Metazoa; Mollusca; Bivalvia; Ostreida; Ostreidae
Exons: 15
Coding region: 425-1846 (473 amino acids)
Source: RefSeq, a predicted model, not a curated record